Molecule: messenger RNA, 1395 nt
Organism: Anisakis simplex (herring worm)
Lineage: Eukaryota; Metazoa; Nematoda; Chromadorea; Rhabditida; Anisakidae
Source: the annotation of a GenBank genome assembly
AUGAAGAAGAGGAUUGUUCCUCCACAGUUGCAAUUGCAGGAACGUAUGAACCACAAACAAACAACAACAGUCCGAAUUCAAUUCGAAGAAUAUUCACUUACGUGGAUGGUGAACAAUUACAACAAUCAGUCAAGUGUUCGAAAUGCAAUAAUUGACUUACCAUUGAAAGAGCAUAUGCGAAAAUCGAGGAACAUAAUUCAUUCAAUGCAAACUAUGUUCAUAAUGGCUUACUUAGGACCACUGGAUAGGCAUCGGGAAUCAUGUGAUGUGAAAGAUGAGCACAUAAUAUGUAAAAUCACAUCGAUAGAUGGCACGAUGAUAAUCUUCGAACCGAAAGGCGUUUUAGAUGCUGGUAUAAGAAUAGAAAGUAGAUAUGGAAUUUACAACGCCACUGUGACUGUCGAUGAUAUUAAAUUCGAUCAACUUUCAAUGAUUGAACGCGAUCAAGAUCUGGACUGGAUGCAUAAGGGAGAUGGAUCAGAUACCAACAGUAAUACGUUCGACAUAACUGAUGAAGGCAUCACCAAAAUCGAUUAUCUUCUUCAGAUUGGUAAUAACAGUCAUAACGAUGAUAAUAAUAAGUAUAAGGAUGAUAAUCGCGCGUUAAAUUUUGUACACGAUGGAUUAUACGUGGAAUACAGGAUUGAAUUACCGCCUGGGAAUGGAGGAGUAACAGAAGCAGUAAACACUGGUGUUGAUGUACAGUAUGAAGAUUCGAUAAGAACAAUAAUUAGUGGCAAGACACAGAUUUGUUGUACAAAAACGUACGAGAAGGAUGAUGUUGCAUCAUUUGCACAUCUCAUUCGAUUCUCGUCACAUCUUGAAACAAAGCCAUCCGAACUUAUUGGUAACGAGUAUGAUAACAAUAGCACUGAUGAGAAUUGGCUGCUACAUCAUCAAGAAGCCAGAUUGUUGGUUCGGAUAUGUGCGGAGAGUGACUGGGGCCGAUAUUAUGUAGAUGGCUAUGGCAUGUUGAUGUUACCAAUUACACCUGGCAGGCAUCAUCUGACGAUAAAUUGUUGGCGACCAGUGGACAGAAACAACAGACACGCAAAAUUAAAAGAGAGAUUCGUCGCACAGGCAUCUGAUCUGAUAAAUUCAGAUCACUUAUUCUCGUUUCGUAAUAAUGAUAAUAAAUGGUCACGCAUCGGAUUAACAACUGAAGGCAGUGGUCAACUGGAAGUGAUCUGUGACUGUAUCGUGCAAAGCCGUCAAUUCAUCUCAUCGACACAUUUGCAACAUCUCAAAUACGGGACUAUGAUGAAUCGGAUCGGUUUACAUUCUAAUCUUCAUUGGCGUAUUCUGAAAGCACUAAUGGAUUUUGAAGAAGCCAAGAAGCAUCUACUGAAGGUACGCAGUGAACAGCCUGUUCCAAAACUCAAUUUCAACCUAUAA